Messenger RNA from Chelmon rostratus (copperband butterflyfish), 3487 nucleotides. It is a transcript of the gene map2, whose product is annotated as microtubule-associated protein 2. Gene Ontology annotation, biological process: microtubule cytoskeleton organization; neuron projection development. NCBI's taxonomy places the organism in Eukaryota, Metazoa, Chordata, Actinopteri, Chaetodontiformes, Chaetodontidae. The record is from RefSeq and is a predicted model, not a curated record. Gene Ontology annotation, cellular component: neuron projection. The transcript is spliced from 15 exons. Bases 296 to 1882 code for a protein of 528 amino acids. Gene Ontology annotation, molecular function: microtubule binding.
GUCUGAUAUGAAAUCACAGCUGAGCAACAGCUCGAGCAACCAAACCUCUGAGAUAGGUCUCGGAUGUUAUCCCUUCCUCUGAGCCGCGGACAGCAUCCCAUCUAGCCAGGUGUGACAAGGAGGUUGUCCCCCUUGGCUUGCAGUAUUCCUCUGACAAUCUUGACGUCAACCCCGUGAGAUUUGGAGAGAAGAGUUUUUGCACCCAGCUUGACUCGUCAUCCAGUCCCAGACCACCUAACCAGAAGGACAGACCCCAUUCCUUGCCCACUCUCCCCUGCUGCUAGCUAGCACCAGCAUGGCAGACAGUCGACAGCCAGAAGACGGUGCCCCCCAGUGGGACUCAUCAGGCGGGCAGGAGUCCACUGGAACCCAUGGGGCCAAUGGUUACUCUUCCUCAGCCUACAGGACCUGCCAGCCUGGGGCCGCCCACAUGACCACGGCCUCCUACUCCGCCAGGGAGAACGGCUUCAACGGGGAGCUAACUGGGGCUCAUGCUGUAACUGCAGAGCAAGUGUCAGCGCGGAUUGUGCAGGAAGUGACGGCAGAGGCAGUGGCGGUACUGAAGGGAGAACAGGAGACUCAGAGGCUGCCAUCAGUUGAAGACACCACAAAUUUGCCUCCCUCUCCUCCCCCUUCACCUGCUGCAGAGCACUUUGGUCCUCUGGAACAAGAGGCACUGCCAGACAGUCGUCAGCCUCUCAGUGUUGCCAGACAGUCUCGCGACAGAGCUUCAUGCCAUGCCCAUCGUUUGCCAAUAACAAAGAUCCCAACCUCCAUAUCCAGAGUGGCUGCCUCAUUAGAUAGACCACGGCCAUCCUCAGUGGAGCCUCAAGGCUCCCCAGUAUUACAGAGACUCAUAGUCAAGGACGGAGGAUCAUGGAGCCCUGACAAGAGGUCCUCUCUGCCACGGCAUGCCUCAAUUCUAAGUCGUCGUGGAUACCAUGACCAGGAGGAGAGCUCUACCUCCAUCACCAGCUCCGGCUCCACGGCUCCUCGCAGACCCACAUCAUUUCGCACAGAGAUGAGGGCAGAGCAUAGGACAGGACGAGCCCCCAGUAUGACAGUUACACAAUCAGUGCGCUCCCGUUCAGCUCGCAGUGGCCACUCCACCCCCCGAACCCCUGGCUCCACAGCCAUCACCCCAGGUACCCCUCCCAGCUACUCAUCAUCCUCAAGGACCCCUGGAACCCCACGGUCCCUCAGCUUGAUUUCCCAGGAGAGGAAGGUGGCCGUGGUCCGCACCCCACCCAAGUCACCCGCAACAACACCCAAGCAGCUCCGCAUCAUCAACCAGCCACUGCCUGACUUCAAGAAUGUCAGGUCCAAGAUUGGCUCAACAGAGAAUAUCAAGUACCAGCCGAAAGGAGGACAGGUUCUCAUCCCCAGUGUUAAGCUGGACUAUAGCCAUGUUCAGUCUAGGUGUGGGUCCUUGGACAGGCGGGGCUACUCGGCAGGAGGUGGAAACGUGCUGAUACAGAACAAGAAGAUUGACUUGAGCCAUGUGACCUCCAAGUGUGGCUCUCUAGACAACAUCCAUCAUCGGCCAGGGGGCGGUAACGUGCGUAUAGAGACUGUGAAGUUGGACUUCAAAGACAAAGCCCAAGCCAAGGUGGGUUCCCUGGAUAAUGCUCACCACACUGCUGGUGGAGGCCACAUCAUGAUUGAGAGCCACAGGCUGUUGUUUCGCGACCACGCCAAGGCACGAGUGGACCACGGAGCCGAGAUCGUCGUCCAGUCUCCGGGGCUGUCCGGCUCGGUGUCUCCGCAGCGCCACCGGGACAGCCACCUAUCGUCCUCCGGCAGCAUCAACAUGAUGGAUUCUCCGCAGCUAGCGACCCUGGCUGAGGAUGUCACCGCGGCUCUGGCCAAGCAGGGUUUGUGAACACUGGAUCCCUGCGUCCUGGAUAUCCUCAGCCUGAUCCCUUCAAACUUUUCUGCCCACUUCUGCCACCCUGAGGCCGACCUCAGCCGAACCACAGCCUCCAAACAUCUCCACUUCAAGAUCCAUCACUCAACUCUUAAGUAGAGACUCGAAUUAGGAGCUACUGUACGGUCCUCUUUAUUUCCUGACUAUUUUAAAUCCAAAUAUGUGCUAUUUCUGAUUCACUUUGUUGGCCUCUCUCUUUUUGAAUGAUGUUGCAUAGAAUAGUUCAGUGCACUGGUCCUAGAUUAAGUGGAAAUACAAAAUGGGGACCAGGUAUUGGCUUGACCGGUCCUGGAUCAGUGUUUUGAAGAAGCUACAGCCUUUUUUUCUACAUUAAAUAAGAUGUGGCCGGCACACCACGCAGCACGUGUUGUUCUUGCUCAGUAAAUGUGCAUGGACGCCAAACCCCCUAACAAACCAAGCAUCCUUACUGCAAAUCAUUCUUGUCAUCCAAUAUAUAAUAUAUUUAACAAAUAUAUAUAGAAACAUGUAUAAAAUUACAAGUUCUUUGCCAUCUACAUGUCCUAAAAACAUUUUAAAAGGAAGUGACAAUAUGGCUAUAAAAUAUACCUGUAAAAUUGCAUUACUGCAAGAACUAGGUCAUGUUAUGACAAGCAUGUAUUGAUUCCAAUAUCAAAAGAGGCUAUUUUGUAAUCUAAAAAAAGGAUUUUAGUAAGUUAUUUCCUCAAUUAUUGGAUAAAGAUAAAACAAGUUCAUGUUUUGUAGUUAUUAGUUGUUUACAGUGUAAUGCUUGGUGACAAUGUCAGACAGCUGAAUUGGUGUUGCUAAGGAAUGCAUCUCAGUCCUGUUGAAGAGCAUCAUACACUCGUACCUGCUCAGUAGUUCAAUAUAGACGCCUGUUUAUACAUCAGAGCAAUAUUAAACACCGGAGCUCAUUCCACACACCUCCAUCCGAAAAGGAAAAAGCUAAAAGUAUCUUGUCUCUGCAGCUGCAGACUUUCAGCUCACGUGAAUGAACAGCACAGACAUUCCUCCGCUAACGCAGGCUGAUGUUGCGCUCAUCGGGACUGUCUGUUGUCUGAACCACAGAGGAAGACGCUUACGAACGCGACCUGAGACUGAGCAGAAGUUGCAGCUGAAAUCUGUCUGUGCGUGUGCGUUUGGUGCAGAUCCCAUGCCGUUUUACGACGUAUGCUACCGUAUCUGGAUGUUUUGUUGCAAUAUGUGGGAGAAGAGAGUGGAAAAAAGUAAUCUUUUGAGAAAACAAACAAAAAAAAACAUUAAAAAGACAAUUCAUGAAGAAAAUAAAAUGACCGAGGGAACUCGGAUCCUGUUACAUCUGUUAGGAAAAAAAGUGUUUGGGUGAUCUAGUUUCUUUUUCAGACACCAUUUGUGGUAUAUCCUGCCUCCUGCCUAAUUACUGCCCUCACCUGCGACUGUUUGUUUGCUUCUGUGUUUUUUCUGCAUACCCCAUCUCCGUGUGCCCCCUCCCCACCUCCUGCUCCACCCUUACAGCAGCUGUAAAUGUAUUUAAAAGGUCAAGUAGAUGUACGCAGUUUUUCUCUUGUUGAUAUGACACCAAUUACAAUAAUUAAUGACAAU